AUGAAAUCAUCAUCGUCAUGUCCAAUACACUCGUAUCAAUAUUGGAUAUCUAAAAGAGUACAUCAAUUCCUAUCGUCAAAGUACUUGACUCGUUUAUCCAUCAAGCUCAAUGAAGAGUGUUGGGAACACCUCAACCAUCAAUAUUGUCCAAUCAAAGCACCAAAGGUCGUCACCUUGUAUCGUACAAAGUAUUCUAUCACCGAUGCUCCAGACACUUUAUUCAAGCAUAUCAAAUCGUUGACUGCCGAGAUGCCAGCGUAUGAGGUAUCCCAUGAAAACGAGGCCAAUAUAUACACAGAGCAAUUCAUAACAAGCUUCAGGAAUCUCACAUCGAUCGACCUACGAUUCUAUAAUUUGGGUUUACUAUCAAAGACAACGACACCAAUAACAAAACUUUUACUUCCAAGAGGGUACAAUGAAACGAGUGUCAGCGGGACACUGGCCAACAGUAUUUUAAACAGCAAUAUUAUACCAACACACCAAAUGCCAAACUUGCAAACAUUUCAUGUAGAGUAUACAUCAUCAUCAUCCAUUUCAUUUGAUGAAGAUACUUUGGUUACUAGAUUAGUGGUCCACGAUUCAUUUUCUAAAAUGAAAUCAUUAAUCAACAAUAUUCCACCAACAGUCGACUUUAUUCAAUUCAAACCUACUUUUGGUGAAUUGCUCCGUCUCACAUCAAAAUUGAAUGUGGCCAAGUUAACAAUUGACGAUACUGGUGACAUCCCAGAGAAAGUAAUCAAUGCUUUUGCCUGUGAAGCAUAUCGAUAUGAAACAAUUCACAUUUACAGAAGUGCUAAACACAGUACCAACAGAAUAAUAAUAAUAAUAAAGUAUCUCUUUUAUUUAUUACCAUUUUCAAUAUUUACAAUUCAAUUAAUAUUUAAUCUUGAUUCAAAGAAAAGAGAUAAUCAAGAAACACAACAAGACGAUGGAGAAGAAUGCGAUUUAAAAGAAAUAAAGAGAAAGAAGGAACAACCAGAUAAUGAGGAGCAACAACAACAACAACCUCUUGGGAAUGAAAGUGACCUAUAUACAGAAGAUGAAUUGGAGAGUAUACCAGAAAAGGAUUUGAUUGUGAUUUGUGAAUCAUUGGUUAUACGACCGACAGAUAGAAAUGAGAUAGAUACAAAAGAUUCAAUGAUCAAACAAAUAAUCAAUGUACAAAAUGGACAAUUGGCAAUCAAGCGUAAAAUGGUAGAUGAUAACCCUUUAUACAAUUAUAAUAAGGGACAAGUUGAAUAUUCAUUACCAUGGCCAAUCAUUGGUAGAAUAUUGGAUCUAGUUUGGACUGGAACAUCUAUUUGUUAUUGUAUGGGUGAUGAAGAAAAGAACAAAGAAUCAACAACAAUGAAAUCAUCAUGUCCAUCUCACUCGUUUGAAUAUUAUACUGCGUCGUCUAAUACUUAUGGGCAUAAAUCAAUGAGACGGUGUUUUCCACUUUUGGGGGUAUCUAAAAGAGUACAUCAAUUCCUGUCAAAGUACAUGACUCGUUUAUCAUUCAAGCUCAAUGAAGAGUGUUGGGAACACCUCAACAAUCAAUAUUGCCCAAUCAAAGCACCAAAGGUCGUCACCUUGUACGAUACAAAGUAUGCUAUCGCUCAAGCUCCAGACACUUGUAUUUUCAAUUCGGUAGAGGGGCUCAAACUCCGUUUUUUUCCUCUCAAAUCACACCAGAUCAAGAAAUUGCACUUAUUCUUUAAGGAUAUCAAAUCGUUGACUGCCGAGACACCAAUGAACGAAAGAUUCCAUGAAUAUAUGUCCAAUGUGUUCACGAAACAAUUCAUAACAGGUUUUAGGAACCUCACAUCGAUCAAUUUGCGAAUAUAUCAUUCUUGUUACACUGACCUAGGCAAAUUCUUCAGUAUACUAUCAAAGACAGCAACGUCAAUAACAAAACUUUUACUUCCAAUGGGAUAUACACAAGCAAAUGUCAAAGGGGCAUUAGCCAACAGCAUUAUCAACAGCAACAUUGUACCACCAAACCAAUUGCCAAACUUGCAAACAUUCCAUGUAGAGCCACAUACAUUUUCACCCAUUUCUUUUGAUGAAAACUCUUUGGUUACGAGAUUAGUGAUCCACAGUUCAUUUUCUAAAAUGAAAUCAUUUAUCAACAAGAUUCCACCAACAGUCGACUGUAUUCAAUACAAGCCUACUUAUUGUGAAUUGAUCGGGCCCUCCGACAUUAAAGGAUUAAAUCAAUGGAAUGUAGACAAUUUAAUAAUUGACGAUAAAAAUAGCAAAAUUACAGAGAUAAUAAUCAACGCAUUUGCCUCUGAAACAUAUCAAUAUAGUAUAACAAAAUUAAAAAGAUAUUUCAGACGAUACACAUUCACCAAAGUUCGCAGAGACUCUGCGCAACCAACAGAAUAG
This is a messenger RNA of Cavenderia fasciculata, 2370 nucleotides long. RefSeq lists its product as uncharacterized. Lineage: Eukaryota; Evosea; Eumycetozoa; Acytosteliales; Cavenderiaceae. Bases 1 to 2370 code for a protein of 789 amino acids. The record is from RefSeq and is a predicted model, not a curated record. The transcript has 5 exons.